AACGACCACCAUCUACGCUCAACUUCACUUUUCGACAUGUCGACUACAGAAGUUGUGAAUUCUGUCAAUGGUUUAGACUCGAGCUCUACGAGCUCACUGAUAUCUAUCCGAGCUACCAAGCGCAAAUUCGAUGAUGCCCUCCAAAGCCUUGACAGUGCAGUAGCUCCCGAAAAACCCUUACCUGAAAGGCCAACAGCUUCCAAACGACCACACAUGACCCGCUCUCUGUACUCUACGCUCGCCAAGUAUGGGAUCCAUUCCAACAUACCAAAACCAUCCAUCGAUACUCCGGAUAAGCAUGAUAUUCUUAAGUCUGCUCCUCACCUGGCUGCGAUUUUGGCACGCUCCAAGAGCAAGGGAGCUACCCCUUUUGCACACCCCAGCCUUCCAGCAGCUUCGCUCUCCUCGCAAUACCGACCAUCAUCCACCCAGUCAUUUUUAUUCCGUCUGUCGACCUACAAGUUGGCGACAUACGCAAAUAAGCCGCCUCAAAUUGAUGCUGUAGCUGCAGCAAAGUGCGGUUGGGUGAACGAUGGCAAAGACAGGCUAGUGUGUGGGAUUUGUGAUGUUUCAUGGGUUGUUGUGGGGCGGGACGGCAUGACACGAGAAGCCGCCAAUGCGCUUGUUGAGAAGCAACGCAUCCAGUUAGUAGAGAUGCACAAGGAUGGAUGCCCUUGGCAUACUAGACAGUGUGAUUCGUCGAUUUACCGCGUGCCGCUGCAAGCACCGACUGUCAUGGCACGGGACAUCAAAUCCAAUGCGCUCUCCUUAGACCCUCUGUUGACAGACGUCGUGAUCAAACAUCCAUUGUCGGCCUCUCAGCUUGCCUUGCUUCGUUCAGCAAUCGCCUCAGUCAAGCCUCCUCAGGCACAGUCAGAAUCUGACAAUGAGUCGGCAAUGCAGGUUGAUGCAGACCCUGAGCCAUCUGAUACCGCAAUUGUGAUUGCCCUUUUCGGCUGGUCGUUGGCCCCGCCUGCUCCUCCCUCGGAACGUAAUCGAACUUCGUCACUUUCUCGAAUAAGUACGAUGUCCAGACCAGCUUCCCCAUCUUUGUCCAGAUCUUCAUCAGUUUCACGCACAGCUCGAUGGGAGCGGGCGGAAUCGCCGUCUCCGAGCUUCUCUUCGCCCCUUACUGGUAUCUCACAGUUGGGAGGUACACCUGUGCGCAUGCGCACGCCACGGAUGAGCGACAUCGGGAAAAGCGCCCGGGAUGCAUCUCUUCUACAUUGUCACUUGUGCCAACGACGCGUCGGUCUUUGGGCAUUCACACCUUCAUUACUGCCAGGCGGCAGCCCGCUAUCACAUUCAUCAACAAAGAAGAGAGAGUUUGAUGUGUUGAAUGAACAUCGAUCGUAUUGCCCAUUCGUCGUCCCUUCGACGGUGGUACCGAAACUGCCCAUGCCUUCUACCUCGCCUGUCUCUGCUAAUACAGCGGCAGACGGCACAACCGAUGGGUGGCGUGCUGUGCUGACUGUUGUGCUUCGCCAUGGCUUGAGCGAGCGGCAGCGGAAUGCACGCUUAUCACUUUCCGGAGGGGAUAAUGAAAUAGUGCAUGGUGUUGACGACGAGCUUGAAGGUGUAGAAGCUAUGGUAGCAAAGGUAAAGAACCAAGGGGUGAGUUUAUGUGCGCAACUAGACAAUCUCGAGCGAAAACUAAUUGCAUAUUUUGCAGCCACGAGAGGUAUUGAAAUACGUCAAAGGACUGUUGGGUUGACGUGCCUGCCUGCUUUUCAUCAUUUGGUUCGGACAAAAUGUACAUCUAUCUCCAAUGUCGAUAUCUAGACAUCUGUAUCAGCUUUCGAGAUCGUCCAUCGUCCUGGCACAAGUAGGCAUUUCCCAA
Molecule: messenger RNA, 1840 nt
Organism: Suillus bovinus
Lineage: Eukaryota; Fungi; Basidiomycota; Agaricomycetes; Boletales; Suillaceae
Product: C3HC zinc finger-like-domain-containing protein
Exons: 6
Coding region: 37-1782 (581 amino acids)
Cellular component (GO): nucleus
Molecular function (GO): zinc ion binding
Source: RefSeq, a predicted model, not a curated record